UGUUCCUCUCGCCACAAAGAUGGUUGGUGGUUGCCAGAGCUGCUUCUUAACAUACAUUUCUGUGCUACUUCUUGGCUGCUUCCUCCAUGAUGUGGAGGCCUCCAAUCCUCAACGUGAAAUCCACACAAAAGUUGGAGACACUGUAGAGUUGUCAUCAGGCUUAUCGACUGAAGGGCUCACCGUGGCAGACUGGAUAUAUGAAGGGAUCAAAAUUGCAGACGAAGAGGGUGAAUUCAAAAAUACUCAAUUUGAUGGCAGAUUAGAAUUGAACCCAGACAAUUUCAGUUUAACAUUGAAAGGAUUGACCCUCAAAGAUUCUGGUGGAUUCAGUUUUAUCUCAGCCAAGAGAACAGGCCAACGCCCAACAGUCAUCAUCACCCUGCAUGUUCAUGAGCCCAUAACUAAGGAGCCCAUCGUCAAUUCCAGUUCCACCUGGCACACCUCGAACGAAUCCUGUACAGUUCUGCUGGAGUGCAGUGCAGCCACUACUGGCAAUGUCACCUACCAGUGGACCGUGGGAAACAAAACCUUCAACGGCUCCAGGCUGCAGCACAUCAUCAGACGACAGGACGAAGACAGCAAAUUCACCUGCACAAUUUCCAAUGUUGUCAGUGAGAUGUCGGCAAUCAAAACAGUGACGUGCAGCAACACUACAUCGCCAGAAAGAGUGAAAACACCAUCAUCUGCAGGAACAGGCUUCUUCUUUGCCCUGAUUGUGGGAGCCGGAGGUUGUCUGCUGGUUGCCGUUAUAGUUGGAGCAGCUGUGUGUGGUUAUCGCCACAAACAAAGUCAAGCAGUCGUUGACUCAAAUGACCUCACAGUGUAUGCUGAUAUUACUGAUGUUGCAAUCGGGGAUAAGCCAUGCUCACUGUAUGAAACCAUUGAUAACAGAGGCAACACGGUCCCACCGGGGCCCAAUACGGUGUACGACAAGAUCCAGUUAAAUCGCGUGAGGAAUGAAUCGGUGUCGCCCUAUCAAGAAAUUUCCUAGAGGGUCAUAGCAUGAUGUAUAUAGAAAAUAUCAGUAAAUACAAUAAGCACAAAACGGACUACAAGAAGGUAAUGUCAUACUGUCUUUGGCCUUAAAGGAUUUUUUACUUUCCCUUUAUCACAUUCAAAAACAACCUUUAUUAUAUCUCAACUGCCAAAUCUACAGGAUCACAUUUUAUUCGAUGAACAGUGUUGUAAAAAUUUGUAAAUAGAGAGGUUAUAUAUUUUUGUAAUAUCCCAUGCAAAUCGUUUGUGCAUUCACCCUCCUGAGGCCUGCCUCAUUUUUUGAAGCCUGCUGUGCAAAUGUCUUCAUAUUAAAUGACUAUAAUACAUUA
Messenger RNA from Trematomus bernacchii (emerald rockcod), 1325 nucleotides. Its product is annotated as signaling lymphocytic activation molecule-like. The transcript is spliced from 7 exons. The record is from RefSeq and is a predicted model, not a curated record. NCBI's taxonomy places the organism in Eukaryota, Metazoa, Chordata, Actinopteri, Perciformes, Nototheniidae. The coding region runs from base 20 to 991 and encodes 323 amino acids.